GGCUAGCUAGCAGCUAGCUAGUUACGCAGUAGCGGCAGUUAGGCGUCCGGGCAGCUAGUGAAUCAUCGAGCCGAUGCCUCAGGAAACAUUAGCCCUCGCCCCCCCCCCCGCAUGAUGAGAACGCCGUCCAUUGACUCCAGUGGAUAACAUUCAUUAGAACAACCGCACGACGCCGAUGUCACGCGGCUCCCCGGCGGCCGCGGACGCAUUUUCCGUUUUUGGCCGAGCUAGCUAACCCGCUAGCAUAGCCGCUAGUUAGCCUGUUAGCAACGCCUAUGAUGGGGAGAGGAUCGAUAACGGAAGCCUAGACCCUGCAUGGCGACGGAGUGGCCGCGGUGGGAGUGAGCAGCCAAUCAGCCGAGGCCCCCGGUAGCAGCAUGGCGUCCCGCCAGAGGAACUCGGUCCGGAUCCUGUCGAGCCGGGAGCGAGGCUCCCAAACGCUGGGCUCCCAGAGGCUGCUGCAGCUGCUGGUGGAGGAGAAGGUCCGCUGGAUGAAGUGGCAGAGUCAGAAAGUGGAGCUGCCGGACAGCCCCCGGUCUACGUUCCUGCUGGCCUUCAGCCCCGACAGGACCCUGAUGGCCUCCACCCACGUCAACCACAACAUCUACAUCACGGAGGUGAAGACGGGGAAGUGCCUCCAUUCCCUGGUGGGCCACCGUAGGACCCCCUGGUGCGUGACCUUUCACCCCACCAUCCCCGGCCUGGUGGCCUCCGGGUGCCUGGACGGGGAAGUCCGCAUCUGGGACCUGCAUGGCGGCAGCGAGAGCUGGUUCACGGAGAGCAACGUGGCCAUCGCGUCCCUGGCCUUCCACCCGAGCGCCCAACUCCUCCUCAUCGCCACCAACAACGAGCUGCACUUCUGGGACUGGAGCCGGCCCGAGCCCUUCGCCGUGGUGAAGACGGGCAGCGACACGGAGAGGGUCCG
This is a messenger RNA of Etheostoma spectabile (orangethroat darter), 925 nucleotides long. Its product is annotated as activating molecule in BECN1-regulated autophagy protein 1. Lineage: Eukaryota; Metazoa; Chordata; Actinopteri; Perciformes; Percidae. Gene Ontology annotation, molecular function: protein binding; ubiquitin-like ligase-substrate adaptor activity. The record is from RefSeq and is a predicted model, not a curated record. Gene Ontology annotation, cellular component: intracellular membrane-bounded organelle; Cul4-RING E3 ubiquitin ligase complex. Gene Ontology annotation, biological process: mitophagy; autophagosome assembly.